Castor canadensis (American beaver) is the source of this 2474-nucleotide messenger RNA. NCBI's taxonomy places the organism in Eukaryota, Metazoa, Chordata, Mammalia, Rodentia, Castoridae. The record is from RefSeq and is a predicted model, not a curated record.
AAAUCAAUGAAGUCAAAAACAUGAGCAAAUGUGGCUUUUGCAGAUUUGCAGCCUGAAAGCAGAUGAAAUAGCCAGACAUUUGCCUUUUUAGGGUUGCCCUAGGAAGAGCUAACAAAAGGGGUGGCAGCCCCUGAAAAGCUGCUUGGGAAGGACAUCUGCCCCUGUUUUACCAGCCAUUCAGUGCUCAAGCCUUUCCUUGAAAAGAGUGUGUCCGGCUGGGGUGCGAUAGUUCGGAGGCAGCCAGUUGUUAUAUGGCUUUUGUCUUAAGGAAGCCACCCAUUACGGUAGAGCCGUAGAGCCGUAACUCCCAGGAAGCCAGCUGUCAGGGAUGUGGUCCCAGGGGGUGGGAGACAAGGGGAGGAAAAAAAAAAAAAAACUAUAGCCAGAUUCCCUUUUAGACACCUGAGCCUGGCUGGCUUUGUAACCGGAGAGUUUUGUGUCUUCUCUCCAACCCCAUCUUCUCUGGGGAAACCCAGGGGCCCUUCUUGCUCGCCAUCCUUGAACAGACAGCAGUGACAUCUCAGGAUUGUGCUUUCUUGCCAGGUAUGAUGAUGUCAAACGUGAUGCCGAUGCUACAGUUACAGACACAGCCUCUGCUGGCGCAGCCUCUCUGAUUCUCUCUCUCCCUCUCCGCGUCCAGCGCUGGGCUUUUUAAGACAAGUGCAUCUCCUAACCAGGUCACAUUUCAGCCGCGACCCACCCUCCGUCAGCCACUGGAGUCAGACCGCAGGAGGAGGGCAGAGGAGGACGGCAGCGCUUGCUUCGCCAACGGCGGGGUGGAGGGAAGGGCAUUAAAAUCCUGUAGAAGUCAAGACCCCCACCCCCCAAGUCCAAUCCAGACCACGAUGCGCGCCCGGAGCUUCGGGCGGCUGGCGCUGCCGCUGCUGCUCCUCGCCGCAGCCGCUCUGGCCGAAGGCGAUGCCAAAGGGAUCAAAGAGGGCGAGACCCCCGGCAAUUUUAUGGAGGACGAGCAAUGGCUGUCGUCCAUCUCGCAGUACAGCGGCAAGAUCAAGCACUGGAACCGCUUCCGAGACGAAGUGGAGGAUGACUACAUCAAGAGCUGGGAAGACAAUCAGCAAGGAGAUGAAGCCCUGGACACCACUAAGGACCCCUGCCAGAAGGUGAAGUGCAGCCGCCACAAGGUGUGCAUUGCCCAGGGCUACCAGCGGGCCAUGUGCAUCAGCCGCAAGAAGCUGGAGCACAGGAUCAAGCAGCCCACCACAAAACUCCAUGGAAACAAAGACUCAGUCUGCAAGCCCUGUCACAUGGCCCAGCUUGCCUCCGUCUGUGGCUCUGAUGGCCACACUUACAGCUCAGUGUGUAAACUGGAGCAGCAGGCGUGCUUGAGCAGCAAGCAGCUGGCAGUGAGAUGCGAGGGCCCCUGUCCCUGCCCCACAGAGCAGGCUGACACCCCUGCCACCGACGGCAAGCCAGAGACCUGCACAGGUCAGGACCUAGCUGACCUGGGGGACCGGCUGCGGGACUGGUUCCAGCUCCUUCAUGAGAACUCCAAGCAGAAUGGUUCAACUAGCAGUGCAGCCAGCCCAGCCAGUGGGCUGGAUAAGAGCCUCGGGGCCAGCUGCAAGGACUCCAUUGGCUGGAUGUUCUCCAAGCUGGACACCAGUGCUGACCUCUUCCUGGACCAGAUGGAGCUGGCUGCCAUCAACCUGGACAAAUAUGAGGUCUGCGUCCGCCCCUUCUUCAACUCCUGCGACACCUACAAGGACGGCCGUGUCUCCACUGCUGAGUGGUGUUUCUGCUUCUGGAGGGAGAAGCCCCCCUGCCUGGCCGAGCUGGAGCGCAUCCAAAUCCAGGAGGCUGCUAAGAAGAAACCAGGCAUCUUCAUACCAAGCUGUGAUGAGGAUGGCUACUACCGGAAGAUGCAGUGUGACCAGAGCAGCGGGGACUGCUGGUGUGUGGACCAGCUGGGCCUGGAGCUGACCGGCACCCGCACACAUGGGAACCCUGACUGUGAUGACAUCGUGGGUUUCUCAGGGGACUUUGGGAGCGGCGUUGGCUGGGAGGACGAGGAGGAGAAGGAGACGGAGGAAGCAGGCGAGGAGGCUGAGGAGGAGGAGGGCGAGGUGGGCGAGGCGGACGACGGAGGCUACAUUUGGUAGAUGGCUCUCCUGCAGCCGUGGCAGGCCAGGGUGCCGACGGCCAGGGAGAGGCCAGCAGAGACCUGGACAGCAGCAGGCAGCUUAGCGAAUGGAUCCGGAAAUUAGUGGAAAGUUACCCUGGCUCCAGUGGGGAUGACUGGAAGUAUGAGUGCAUGGCAUGCAUGUGGCCUGGAUGGCUGGGAUGACUGAAUGUGUGUGUGUGUGUGCACGUGUGGCAUGUGCUGACAGACGUGUCCUUGAUCCACAGUGCCCCUGGCAGAGUGAGUCACCCAAAACCCCCUUCAGGCUCCUUGUAAUUGUUUUCUUUCCAUUUGUUGUUGGUUUAAAAUACAUGCGUUCACACACGUACAUACA